This is a messenger RNA of Sclerotinia trifoliorum, 1061 nucleotides long. The record is from the annotation of a GenBank genome assembly. NCBI's taxonomy places the organism in Eukaryota, Fungi, Ascomycota, Leotiomycetes, Helotiales, Sclerotiniaceae.
UGGAGGCACUUGGCAACAGAACUUGACUUGAAUGGAAGCAAGACUCAUAGGAUACUCAUUUCCUCAGUAAAAGACGCCUUCUAUCAUCUAUGCGCUUGCAAUCCGAUUUUAAAUGCUAAAACUAGUAGAUUUAAAGUUCCCUAUCCAAUCCGGUUGCAAUAGCAUCUGCUAAUAAUCAUCGAUGACAGUGAAUCAUGAAGUAAUAAAACUCCAACAACAAAAUAAUGCGAUAUUACUUUGUGUUCUAAAGCAGAAAAACACCAGUUUAGCGUCGAAAUGGCUCAAAGAAUUCAAGGGAUCUGCUUACGACCCAAAGGUUGAUAUGAAAGACUGUCUCGAGCACGUAGCAGUACUUGACUCUGACGAGAAGAACAUAUAUCAGUGGAUCCUACACUUGGAGGAAUAUAACCAGUGGCUCCAAGAGGAGAAAUCGAGCAUCCUCGAUAUCGAACUCCAGACACCUCCCACUUCUUUGAACAAUCCAGUCUCCUUCAAUAGUGCGCUGGUCGCCACAACCCUCCGAAGCACAGAUCAAUUCCCGGUGCUCGCUUUCUUCUGUAGACAUAGAAACCUCAAGUCUUCCUCGAUGGAUAACGCGAGCCCUGUCGCUCUCGUCAAGAGUCUGACCGGCCAACUUCUUAGGUUCAUCGUUGAGCACCGGCCCUUCAUAGACCUAUCACCAUUGGAAAACCAGAAGCUCUUUUUGAAAGCGAGGACGGAUCUUAACAAUGGACUCUUGCUGCUGGAUACACUACUCUCGUCACUGCCAAGAGACGACAUGGUUUUUCUUAUUAUUGAUUCUCUCAUACCUCAGGGGAAAAGGGGAGAAAAAGGUCAUUGAAAAGCUAAAAACGAUUUUUAGGAAGAGGGAAGAUCUUGUCAUAAAGGUGAUGGUUACGGAUGCGUUUGUUACCUCAUAUAUCAAGAGAGUGAGGGUCAUGUCGCUCUAUGUUCCCGAUGUGGUUAGUGGAUGCGGCGUGAUUAAUGUGGUUGAGAGCAGAUACGAAAUUGCUAGUAAGACAAGGCGUCAACGAAACGCGAAAGAGGAAGAUGAGAGGAUU